AUGCUGCAGCCAUCGAAACUGGCUACCAUUUCAACAUUACUGGAUUUGACACCUGGAGUCAUAGAUUUCGGUGAUAAAAAUAGAACUGUAUCUGUGCAGCUUUCCAAUGUCACCAGCCGGACACUGACCAUCCAUCCAAAGGCAGUGAUUUGUGAGCUCCAACCAGUAGUCAUGGAGAAACCACCGCCCUCCAUGGAGCAAAAGGAGAGACUCAGUAUAUUGGAUAUCCUAGAUUUUUCCUCAUCGAAGGAUGUGCCUUUGUCACCGUAUCAGCUUAGUGAGGGAAUGGAACUGAUCAAGAAGUAUGAGGAUAUAUUCUCGAAACAUGAUAAUGAUAUUGGUCAUUCCACUAUGGUACAGCACAGGAUAAGACUUGAAGACGAAACCCCUUUCAAGCAACGUCACCGAAGAAUCCCACCAUCCAUGUUGGAGGAGGUUAAAGGACACCUUCAGCAACUUUUGUCAGGAGGGAUCAUCAGGAAGUCGCAUUCACCAUGGACUUCUAAUGUUGUGUUGGUGAGGAAAAAAGAUGGCAGUUUAAGGAUGUGUGUGGAUUACCGGCAAAUGAAUAAUCGCACUAUCAAAGAUUCUUACGCCUUGCCUAGAAUAGAGGAGAUCUUAGACUGUUUGAGUGGUAACAAGUUUUUCACUGUGCUGGAUAUGAAGAGUGGUUACCACCAGGUGGAGAUAGAUGAACCACACAAAGAAAGAACAACAUUCACUGUUGGACCUUGUCGCCAAAGAAAUGCUGGUAUAGAAGCUGAUCCAGACAAGAUUGCAAAGAUUCGAGAUUGGCCAGAACCAUCAACGCCUGAAGAUGUAAGAAAAUUUUUAGGAUUUGCCGGAUAUUAUCGCAAAUUUGUACCCAACUUUGCUCAUAUUGCCAGACCGCUCACUGAUUUACUACCACCUACUCAUAAGAAGUCAGCAAAGUCUAAGAAGCAGGAAGAAGUUGAGUGGAAAUGGGGCACCCGGGAAAGAAUAUCAUUCCAAAACUUGAAAGAAGCUCUUUCAUCACCACCUGUUCUUGGAUUUGCCGAUUACACCAAACCAUUUGAGCUUCAUACAGAUGCAAGUUCAAUCGGUUUGGGAGCUGUUUUGUAUCAGGACCAUGAUGGUACAUGCCGUCCAGUUGCUUACGCCAGUCGUGGACUUACAAAAACGGAGAAGAAUUACCCAGCUCAUAAGCUAGAAUUUUUAGCUAUGAAGUGGGCCAUUACCGACAAGUUUCAUGUUUAUUUGUAUGGAAACCACUUCACAGUUUACACGGAUAACAACCCUUUAACCUAUGUACUUUCGAAGGCAAAACUGGAUGCUGCAGGCCAUCGCUGGUAG
This is a messenger RNA of Ylistrum balloti, 1335 nucleotides long. RefSeq lists its product as uncharacterized. NCBI's taxonomy places the organism in Eukaryota, Metazoa, Mollusca, Bivalvia, Pectinida, Pectinidae. The record is from RefSeq and is a predicted model, not a curated record. Bases 1 to 1335 code for a protein of 444 amino acids. The transcript has 2 exons.